AUGCGCACGUCUUCCAGUGAGAAAUGGCAGAAACUGUUCAAGUCUCGGUUCUUGAUGAUCAUCACGUCCUAUGCCAACUAUUAUUUCACAGUGUUCAUUGUGAUCCUCAUGGUUGUGUUUGGAGAUGCUAUACGAGAGGUGUAUAAAUACUCUGGGGAGGAGAAGAUGCUGGACCCCAAGACCACGCACCACGACACUCUGGAGCACAUCCAGCUGCGUCUGUUCCGCUCCCAGCGCAAUCUGUACAUUGCAGGCUUUGCCUUGUUCUUGUGGCUAGUGUUGAAGAGGUUGGUAGUUCUGAUAUCUGCGGCUGCUACCCUCACUGCUCAGAGAGAUGUGGCCUUGAAGCAGGCAGAGAACACCUCUGCUCAUGCCAAGAAACUGAUGGAAGAGGCAGAUACUAAGAAGGCCAAUAAAGACAAUGAGGAGAAGGAUGAAGAGAGAAAGAGGACCUCCAGUGCCAGUGACAAGCUAGAGGAGGAACUGAAGAGAGUGAAGGAAGAUCUGGAGAAGUCUGAGUCAGAGCUGGAGCAAUCUAAAAGGGAUUUGCAGACGUUAAAGAAGCAAGCAUCUGCCACCAACAAUGAGUAUGAUCGUCUGCUCAAAGAGCAUGCUGAACUCCAGGCUAAGUUAGAGUCAGGAGGUGAAGACAAGAAGGACCUGUAAGGGCAGUGUGACAUGGAUGUCUCUUAGUAUAUAUGACUGUUUUACAGUACUGUGGUGAAGUGAGCUGCAGUUUUAAAGGACUUACUAUUAACAGAAAACCAGCCAGGAGGGUGCAGUGAGGACCCAUAUACACACAUAUAAACUGCAUGUGUGUGUCCAUUUCUGCUUACUUGUGAAGAUUUGGCCAAUGGUCAAAACUAGUCUAAUCAAGCAAAAUAGAUAUUCAAAAUAAAAGUUUUUGUGACAAUUUUUACCCUUUUUUACCAAAAUAUUGAGGCACAUUUGCUAAAAUGAAUAUUUGUGCACUCACUGCAUCUGAUAUGGAUAAUUAGAAACUUUAUCAUGUUUAUGAACCAUUGCAUUUGUCAAAAAGGGGUUAAAAAUCAAAUAGGUAUAGGUGAAAUGGAACUCCAGAAAUUGCUUCUGUAAUAAAAGUUGCCAUUGUAAAAAUGUAUUUUAUUUAUAAAAGAAAAAGUAAUAUAAAGCUCUCUUGCCCCGUGUACAAAGGGAAACUUUCAGAAUGGGAGAAAAUGCUGCUUUCAGCUACUCAGUGCCCUGUAUCCAAGUAAAAGCUUUUGUUGUAAUUUUCAAGAGUAUUAUAUAAUGGAAAGAUGACAGAAAAGAAGCUAAGCCAGAUGUGGUCUGUGCUGGUUUCUUAUUUGCAGCUUUGAAAAAUAUCUUGAAAUCCACAAAACUACAAUAUUACACAUUUCUCAGGAGCUUGGGGUAUGCAUGUUUGUACAAGUGAAUAACUUCAUUGCAUCUUCAAGAAUAGAAAGAAAUUAGAUUCAUAGUUUUAGAUCCAUACCUCGCCUACGGACUGUGACAGUUUCAUCCCCUAUUUCUGAUGUCUUGGUCACAGUAAAAAUUGUCCCUCUUAGCUGUGAAGUGCAAGAAUAAGUGGAAAAGGUUUGAGUCUAAAAUCUUUGAAUCUAACCUGCCUAGGGUAGAAUGGAAGUGGUGAUAAAGAACAAUGGCUAUCCACAUAGCCACAGUAGGUUAAACUGGAGGUUUAUGUUACUAAGGUAUCGUAACAAUGUUACUCAUUUAUGAAAAAGGAAAAUACUGUGGUGAGAUUUUGAUGACCAGUGAUUGAAGGUAAUUAGUAUACCGAUCCUGUAGAAAGUGUGACUUAUUAAGUUCUGCCACUCACCACAUGUGAAUGAAUGUUAAAGUAAAGUUUGGUCCAUUGUGUUUUUUUUUCAUAGCUGCAUUUUAAUGUAGUUUUGCACCAAAUUUUUUGAAUAACUUGGUUGUUAAAAAUAUUUGUAUAAAGUUUGGUUCUAUAUCAAACAAAUGCUUUUAAGAAAAUGCCUUCAGAUUUUGUGCUACCUGCCUUCCAUGUUCACUUCUUCUAGGAUGGUUUGUUACAGCAGUAUGUUACAGCUGAUGUCACUUAUGUACAGGUGCUAUGUGGGAGGUUCUUGAUAUUAUAUAUUAACAACAGAAUAGUUUCUGAACACAAUCAUGGUAUAAGAUGAAUAGAAAAUGUUUCUGAAUCAUGCAUUGAUAGUUAUGCUGUAGAAAUUGACAUGCAAAAUAAACUACAUUGAAAUGGUUUCAUCAUGUAUUAAAUAAAGCCUUGCUAAAUUA
Molecule: messenger RNA, 2259 nt
Organism: Lingula anatina
Lineage: Eukaryota; Metazoa; Brachiopoda; Lingulata; Lingulida; Lingulidae
Product: B-cell receptor-associated protein 29
Biological process (GO): endoplasmic reticulum to Golgi vesicle-mediated transport; intracellular protein transport
Cellular component (GO): endoplasmic reticulum membrane; endoplasmic reticulum
Source: RefSeq, a predicted model, not a curated record